AUGUCGUCAACUUCGGAAGUUUUCCCUUCUCACAGGCAAGAAUUAUCACCGUUAUUGCUGAAUAUCGCAACCAUGGCCGGCGACCCACGAGCGCUGCUCCGUCAGGCAGAGACGUCUUUGCAGAAGGCUUCUGGGGGGUUCAGCUUCUUUGGGGGCCGACAGGACAAAUAUGAGGCGGCUGCUGAGCAGUUCAUCGCUGCAGCGAAUGCUUUCAGAAUGCAAAAAAUGGGCAAGGAAGCUGGUGAGGCAUUCGAGAAGGCAGCAUCAGUUCAGCGUGAACAACUGAACGAGCCCGAUGAUGAGGCGAACACACUCACAGAAGCUUUUAAGGCCUAUCGAAAGGAUGACCCAGAGUCAGCUGCAAGGUGCUUGGACAAGUCGAUCGCGCAUUACUGCAGCAAGGGUAACUUCCGCCGUGCUGCAACUCACAAGCAGAACCUUGCCGAACUCUUUGAGAAUGAGUUGGGCGACAACACUCGUGCAGCGGCCGCAUACGAGGAGGCCGCUGGCUGGUAUGAGAGCGAUAAUGCCGAAGCGCUUGCUAACAAGCUGUGGCUGAAAACUGCUGAUCUCGUUGCACUCGAGGGUAAGGACUACUACAAAGCCAUCGAACUGUAUGAGAAGGUGGCAAAGACAUCCAUACAGAAUAACUUGAUGCGAUGGUCUGUCAAGGAGUACCUUUUGAAAGCCGGUAUCUGCCAGCUAUGCACAGGUGAUCAGGUUGGCGUAAACGCAGCACUCGACAGAUACAGAGAGCUCGACCCAAGCUUCGUCCAGCAGAGAGAACACCAGCUUCUGGUCGAUUUGACCGCCGCUGUCCAGGAAGGCGACCAGGAAAUGUUCGCCGAUAAGCUAUUCCAAUAUGACCAGCUGAGCAAGCUGGACAAGUGGAAGACUACGCUCUUGUUGCGCAUCAAGAAUACCAUUGAAGAAACGGGUGAAGAUUUCUCAUAG
Plenodomus lingam JN3 is the source of this 954-nucleotide messenger RNA. NCBI's taxonomy places the organism in Eukaryota, Fungi, Ascomycota, Dothideomycetes, Pleosporales, Leptosphaeriaceae. The record is from RefSeq and is a predicted model, not a curated record.